AUGGAGGAGAUAGACACAACCACCACGAGAUUAGUCAUCUCUCAAAUGGUGUUCACAAAUUUUAAGUCAUAUUAUGGAAGAACCGAGUUAGGCCCAUUCCACCAUUCGUUUACAACAAUAGUUGGUGCAAAUGGGUCUGGGAAAUCAAAUGUGAUUGAUGGACUUCUGUUUGUGUUUGGUCGUCGUGGGAAGCAAAUACGACAAUCCAAAUUAGUUGAUUUGAUUCACAAAUCAUCGCUUCAUAACGAUUGUCGUGAGGCGCGCGUUGAUGUGUAUCUCACUAAUGUGAAUGGGUCCGGUGAUGUAGUUCCGUCGACCAAUUUUGUUGUUUCGCGGAGUGUUUCGAAAGACAAUGGAUCAAAGUUUUACAUAGACAACACCAUUGUCAAGAUCGAGGAUAUUCAAGCAAAGAUGAAAACCAAAGGGUUUGAUUUGCAAAAUAAUAGAUUCUUGAUUUUACAAGGAGAAGUCGAGAGAAUAGCACUCAUGCCUGCAAAAGCAAAGACCGGGGAGGAAGGAAUGUUGGAAUUCCUUGAAGAUAUCAUUGGAACUGCAAAGUACAUCGAGCCAAUUGACUUAAAAACAGGAGAUUUGGAAAGUUUAAACGACACCGUUCAUGAUAAAACUAAUCGGUGUAGAAUGAGUGAAAAAGAGAAGAACGCAAUCUCACCAGAUAACGAGAGGGCAGUAUCAUAUGUCAUCUCAAAUUAUGAGAAGAUUGCACUGGAAGAACGAAUCUAUCGAGAGGAAAAACAAAAAAUCGAAGAGGAAGAGAAGGGAAGUUUAGUCGAAAUACGCAAGAUUGAGGGGAACUUAAAAAAGAUAACAAAACUUGUCGAAGAGAAAAGGGAGAACCAGAAGAAGAUAGAAAUUGAGCGGAACGAGAUUGAUGAAGAAAUUAAAAAGAUUGAGAAAGUGGCGGAACGAGAGAAAUCAAAGAUUGCAAGCCUUAAAAAGAGGAAGGCACGAAUAGAUGAAGAGAAAAAAAUCAAUGACAAAGCGGUACAACGCAACACUAAAGAGAUUGAUGAGUACACCAAAAAGAUUCGACAAGAGCAAGACCGCGUAUCUGAUACUCGAAGAAGGCUUGAAAAGUUGGAAGCCAGCAACAGUUCUGACAAAGAGAAAAUUGAUGAUCUUGAAAAUAAGAUUGAGAUUGAGACUAAAGAGAUUUUAGGUAAAACGCAACCCGUUAAAAGUGCAAUUGAGAAGUUGAAAGAGCAGUUGAGUGAUCCUGAACGGCGUAUUGAUGAACUUAAAAAUGGUGUUAGUCGACUUAAAGCCGAGCAAGGUGGGUUACAAGACAGAAGUCGACAAGCAUCCAAUCAAGUGGAACUUCUUUCUCAAGAGAUUAAGAAGCUUGAGGAGCAACAACUCUUACAAGUUGAAGAAAAGAAAAAGGAAGAAGAUCGCAUCCAAGAGCUUGGAACAGCACUUCAAGAACUUGACGCGCAACUUGCGAAGAGUGAUUUUCAAGUCAAAACAAAGAAAGAAUCGUUGUUGGAAGAUAGAGAGUCUCUCAGUGCGUUGGAACAAGCGAAUGAAGGAGUCCAAAGCAAGAAAGAGAUAACUGACAUCCUCAGACGAAUAGAGGAGAGUGGCAUUCAAGGGGUUAAAGGACGACUUGGUGAUUUAGGGAAGAUAGAUGACAGAUAUGACGUUGCGAUCACAACCGCAUGUGGAAUGUUGGACCACAUUGUUGUUGAAAAGACAGAAGACGCGCAGAAAAUAGCGAAGAUGUGCAGAGAGGAAAGACUUGGGAGAGUUUCAAUGAUCAUUUUGGAGCAAAUGAAGAUUAAAAAGGAUUGGAGGAGAUUUGAUCCAAUCGAAGGUGGACAGCGACUUGUUGAUUUGAUUGAAUGCGAUGAGUGGGCAAGAGACGCGUUUUACUUUGGAAUGAGAGACACAAUUGUCAGUGAAGAUAUCGAAACGGCAAAGCGAAUUUCUUAUGGGAAAGUGCGACAGAGAGUUGUAACGACAAAAGGGGAGUUGUUGGAUGUUGUUGGUACGAUUACUGGUGGCGGGAACGCAGUGAUGAAAGGUGGAAUGAAGAAAGUUGGGAUCAGUAAAGAGGAUAGAGAGGCGAUGGAAAGGCUGAAAGACAAAAUCAAAAUGGGGGAGGAUGAAAUGGAAAAAUUGAAAGAAGAGAAUGAGGAGCUGAAGAAGAGCAGAGAGGAGAAGCGGAAGGAGUUGAAAAAUGUGAAACGAGUCGAAAACGUCAAUCUGGAGAGAAAAAUACAGGAAAAGAAAAACGAAGAGAAGAAAGCAAAAGAGAAUUUAAAAGCACUCACAAAAGAUGAAAAGGUAAAAGAAACCCUUUUGAAUGCGACUGAAGAGAAAAACAAUGAAGAGAUCACAAAAAUUGAAAAUGAGUGUAGCUCCCUGAAAGACCAACUCGCAACACAAAAGAAAGAAUUGGAAAAACUUGAAGGAGUUGGAAUGAAAGUGCUUCGUGUGGAUUUGGAAGAUAUCAAGAGCAGGUAUACUCGAAACGUGAAAGAGGCGAAGAGGCUUGUAAGUGAAGUCAAUGGAAGCGACGGGAAGAUCGAAGAGUGGGAAAAGAUGAGAGCUGAGAUCGAAGACCAACUGAAGAAGUUGAGCGACAAGAUGGAAGAAGCUGUUGAAGAAGUGAAUGAAGACGAGCUGAAGAACAUGAAGAAAGAAAUAAAAGAAAAGAAGAACAUGAGGGGUGAGAAAGAAACACAAAUUGGCGCAAUUGAGAAAACAAUUGAGGAGUUGGAUGAGAGUUCGGACAAAAUGAAAGAACAAAUUGAUAAGAUCGAGAAAGGGAAGAGUGGGUUGAACGAGGCAAGACGGAAGAUAGUCGCAAGACGAGAACGAAAUUUUGAAGAAAUUGAGAAAAUUUUACAAGUUGCGAAUGUUCACGAUGAAGACCAGUAUUUGAGUGACUUGAAGGCGAUGAAAACCGUGCUUCCGAACGAAAACAAAAAGAACGCUAUGGCAAUGGAAGAAGAAGUCAACGAAGAGUCAAGUGAAGACGAUGAGCAAGCAGAAAAGAUAAAAAACAAAAUGGAAGAAGAAAUAGUUGGUGCAAAUAAUGAGCGAAUAAUUGGAAUAUCUCUGAAAGAUGUUGUGGACACGGUAUUGGAAAGAGAGAGUGAGAGAGAAAAAAUCGAGGAAGAAAUUGGUGAGGUGAAAAAGAAGAUUGAAGGGAUGGAAGAUGGCAUCAAUUUGAAAGUGAUAGCGAAGUAUCAAGAAGUGUUGAAGGAUUUCAAAGCAAAAGAAGCUGAGAUGAGAGCUGCAAUGGGCGAGAGAGAUGAGUGUAAAAAGAGUUUGGAAGAGUUAAAGAAGAAGAGAUUUGACGAAUUUAUGAAUGGGCUGACGGAGAUCUCGUUCAAGCUCAAAGAGAUGUACUACUUGUUGACACAAGGGGGCGUUGCUGAGUUGGAGUUAGUCGACACCCUCAAUCCCUUUACUGAAGGAGUUGUAUUCAGUGUGAGGCCGCCAAAGAAGGCGUGGAAAAAUAUCACCAACUUGUCAGGAGGAGAAAAAACGUUGAGUUCGCUUGCCCUCAUUUUUGCGCUUCAUCACUACAGACCAACACCAAUCUAUGUGAUGGACGAAAUCGAUGCUGCUUUGGACUUUAGAAAUGUGAGUAUCAUUGCUCAUUACAUCAAAGAACGAACGAAAAACGCGCAGUUUUCUAUAAUUUCGUUGAGGCCUGAAAUGUUUGAAUUAGCUGACAGACUUAUUGGUAUCCACAAGGUGAACGACGUCUCGUGUUGUGUUGCGAUUGACCCUUCUGCUUUUGUAUUAGGAAAUAAUUGA
Molecule: messenger RNA, 3789 nt
Organism: Entamoeba invadens IP1
Lineage: Eukaryota; Evosea; Mastigamoebida; Endamoebidae
Product: structural maintenance of chromosome protein, putative
Exons: 1
Coding region: 1-3789 (1262 amino acids)
Biological process (GO): mitotic chromosome condensation
Cellular component (GO): chromosome
Molecular function (GO): ATP hydrolysis activity; ATP binding; protein binding
Source: RefSeq, a predicted model, not a curated record